AUGCAGAUUUGGGACACGGCCGGCCAGGAACGGUUCCAGUCGUUGGGAGUGGCCUUUUAUAGAGGAGCCGACUGUUGUGUGCUCAUGUACGAUGUCAAUAAUGCCAAAUCUUUUGAGGCGCUGGAGAACUGGCGUGACGAAUUUCUGAUCCAGGCCAAUCCUCGUGACCCCGACUCGUUCCCGUUUGUUGUUAUUGGUAACAAAAUUGAUGUCGAGGACUCGAAACGGGCUGUCAGCACUAAACGAGCUCAGGCAUUCUGUGCUUCCAAAGGCAAUCUUCCGUACUUUGAAACCAGUGCUAAAGAAGCCACCGGGGUCGAACAAGCGUUUGAAGUAGUCGCACGAAACGCUCUCCAGCAAGAAGACGCCCAAGAUUUCAGCCAGGAGUACUCCGACGCUAUUAAUAUCAACCUGGACUCGGACUCCUCCUCCUGUGCCUGUUAA
Molecule: messenger RNA, 444 nt
Organism: Sugiyamaella lignohabitans
Lineage: Eukaryota; Fungi; Ascomycota; Dipodascomycetes; Dipodascales; Trichomonascaceae
Gene: YPT7
Product: Rab family GTPase YPT7
Exons: 1
Coding region: 1-444 (147 amino acids)
Biological process (GO): regulation of vacuole fusion, non-autophagic
Cellular component (GO): fungal-type vacuole membrane; vacuole; phagocytic vesicle
Molecular function (GO): GTP binding; GTPase activity
Source: RefSeq, a predicted model, not a curated record